AUGCCCAAAAGACCCUGUGCCCUUGCACUCACAGACUCCGACAACACAAUCCUUGUCGCUGACAAGUUCGGCGACGUAUACUCCCUCCCACUCCUCCCCCCAGAACCGGCCCCUGCUGUGCCACCCGCAACCACGCCCAAAGACUCGGGAUCGAAACGCCAACGUACAGAAAUCACCCAUGACCUACCCUUCGCGCACAAACUCCUCCUGGGGCACGUAUCCAUGUUGACGGACCUCCUAUCCAUCACCAUCACUACGCAGGAGGGGCGAAAGAGGAAGUACAUAAUAACGGCCGAUAGGGACGAACACAUACGGGUCUCAAGAUACCCGCAGAGUUGGGUGAUUGAGGGGUUCUGUCUAGGGCAUACGGCGUUCGUGUCGAGGCUUUUGGUCCCAGGAUGGGCGCCGCAGGAGGUGCUUUCUGGUGGGGGGGACGGCUGGCUGGGGAGGUGGAGAUGGGCGGAUGGGAAGUGUUUGCAGAAGAUUGAGGUUGCCAGGGCGUUGGAGGGGAUUGUUGGAAGGAGGGUUGUGGGCGGGAAGGAAGGUGACGGUAGUGGCUGCGGUGGUAAUAGGGAUGGAGCUGAAGGACUGGGAGGAGGGAAUAAGGACAAGGAAGAAGUAGUUAAGCCGGCCGUUGUGGGGAUUUGGGAAGUGCCCGAGAGGAGGAUUGUUAUUGUGGCGUUUGAGAGGUACACCACUAUUUUCUUCCCCCCAGACCCCCCAGAGAACCGAGGGGGCGUCAGCAUCGCACACACAUUUCAGAAAACUUUUAUCGUUUUUCUGGUACCACUUGCAAACUUAGUCCUCCCCUCCGCCCCUACCCUGCACUAUCACACCCAAUACCGUGUUACCUCCGCCACUCUAUGCCUUGGACGUCCGUGUUACACCGUAUCGGCGACCCAUUACACAUGCUAACUUUCCCCCAAAACAGAGUCCCGGCCCUCCUCCUCUUUACCACCACCCCAGACCAAGGCUUGACCCACCACACCACAAUCCCACUACCCGGUAACCCCCUUGAUCUAACCGUUGACCCUGCCUCAAGCUCAUUCUGGACCUCCCUCGCUCCCUGUUCCACCUCCUCCGCCUCCGACUAUCCACUUUUACAGCACAUAACACUCACCGCAAACAAUGAAUGGGGAAACACUACAAAGGACAACCAGGCCGCUCGUGUAGUCUCGGAGGAGAUUUCCAAGGUUCGUUAUGUGGGGGAUGUAAAAAUCCUCAAUGAGGGACUAUUGUACACGACGGGGCUGUUAAGGAAGGGGUUUGGUAAGGAUAAGGAGUAGUGGCAAAGUGAAAUAUUGCUGGGAUUUUAUUCCCCUUUUUAUUCGCAAGUUUUUUGUAUUCCUUGACCUUGAUAUUAUUCGGAAAAGUUUUUUCUCCUUC
Tuber melanosporum (Perigord truffle) is the source of this 1386-nucleotide messenger RNA. RefSeq lists its product as uncharacterized. Gene Ontology annotation, biological process: RNA (guanine-N7)-methylation. Gene Ontology annotation, cellular component: cytosol; nucleus; tRNA methyltransferase complex. Gene Ontology annotation, molecular function: tRNA (guanine(46)-N7)-methyltransferase activity; protein binding. Lineage: Eukaryota; Fungi; Ascomycota; Pezizomycetes; Pezizales; Tuberaceae. The coding region runs from base 1 to 915 and encodes 304 amino acids. The transcript has a single exon. The record is from RefSeq and is a predicted model, not a curated record.